AUGUAUAAUAUGGCACAACAAUUACCAAAGACUAUUUCAGCAUGGCAGCUGAUGAAUUUCCUACGACCUGGUACAAUCGAUAUCACAUCCGAGUUGCAUCUAACAAAGACUAGACGUAUGCCUAGCAUAAUGAGUCCCGAUCAGCUACUUAUCAAAGUUAAAGCUGCUUCAUUGAAUCCUGUGGAUUCCUUACUCAUCUAUGGAUAUGGUUCUUCUAGUUUUAAUCUACUACGUCGUUUAACAUCAAGUUAUGGAUACUUUGGAGUCCCCGAUAUAGAAAAUACUAUUAUAUCAGAAAGCUCUGGUUUCCCUUUUACACCUGGUCGCGAUUUCUCUGGUCAGAUAGUUGACAUGGGUCCAGAAGUAGCUGCAUCAAACUUGACUACUAGCGAAAGUAAAUUAUGUAUUGGUACAAAUGUAGCCGGUGCUACUUGGCCUUUUCUUAGUUCCACUGGAUCUGGUGCCUUAGCAGAGUAUAUUGUAUGUCCGGCUAAUUAUGUUACUCCAUUACCUAGUAAUGUUUCUUUCAUAACUGCAGCUGCAAUAGGCUAUGCUGGCUUAACUGCAUGGUCAGCUUUAGUUGAUUACGGUGGAGUACAACCUAUUUUAAAAACAUAUUCAAAUCGUGCAUCAUUAUUAAACAAUACUUCUACUACCAAUAAUUUAAUUCUUAUAAUUGGAGCAACUGGUGGAGUUGGAUUUAUUGCUGCACAGUUAGCUAAACUAUGGGGUUGGAGAGUACAUAUAACGUGUCCAAGUGAUGAUAAAGCAUUAACUUUAAUGAAAUCUUUACAAAUUGAAGAAAUAUUUCCUCAUCCAGCCAAAAUUCCAAGCCUAAUGAAAUAUGAUCUAAUUAUUGAUUGUGUUCGACCAGACUAUAUAAACACAGAUACACCAUUCUCCUCAUCUACCACUAACACUACUACUUACACUUCAUCUAAUAAACAAUCAAGUCAGUAUACCUUUUUGAACACUUUAGUGCCUUAUCUACCACCUAUGCUAUCUUACUUAAAUGCAUCUUCUAGCAAAUCACGUUACGUAAUGCUUAAUCCAUCCUUAUUGCAUUUAACUGAUUAUUGGGGACCAUUUCUUGGUACUGGAUUGGCUUUAACACAAAUUAUUAGUACAAGAAUUGCAGCAAUAUUUUCCGUGAAAACUGACAAUGUUGUCAGUUUAACCAACUGUGAUAUAAUACGUUGGGCAUUCUUUAAACCGAACAAUAAAGCCUUACAUUAUUUGUUGAAUUUAGUUGCGAGUAAACAAUUAAUUAUUCCUAUUGAUACUGUUUAUAAUUUUAGUCAGGUACCGGAUGCAUUUAAUCGAUUGUAUACAAAAGGUGUACGUGGUAAACUUGUAGUUAAAAUGAAUGAAUGA
This is a messenger RNA of Heterobilharzia americana, 1374 nucleotides long. NCBI's taxonomy places the organism in Eukaryota, Metazoa, Platyhelminthes, Trematoda, Strigeidida, Schistosomatidae. The record is from the annotation of a GenBank genome assembly.